GGGUGGCGGCGUUACCAUCGCACAACGACAACGGGUCGAUAUUAUCGACUUUGAGUUUUAUUUCCUGCUUCGCAAAUCGCAUUGUAUAAAUACACGUGACGAUCGAGUGUCACGCUCAUAUAAUGUUGUCACGUGCAAAGGUCAAGACCAAUAGCGGUGCAGGGCUAUUAAACACCGUAAUAAAUAGUGUACCGUUCGAAUUACAUCUACCCGGUUAUCAGUACUGUGAGCCGGGAACCGAUUUAAAAAAAAGACUUGCUCUCGGACAGUCCGGAAUAAACGGUUUAGAUGCAGCGUGCAGAGACCACGAUAUAGCUUACGAUAAAAAUAAUUCUUUAUCGGAACGAAACGCGGCCGACGGUGUAUUGGAAGAGCGUGCUUGGAGCAGAGUUCUUGCGAAAGACGCUAAUUUUAAAGAAAAAACCGCCGCGUGGCUUGUAACGACGGCUAUGAAGGCUAAACGCAAAAUCGGCGCUGGUUGUGGUUUUGUCAAUAUUGUCAAAGCGUGUAAAAAAGCGCUAAAAAAAUCGGUGAAAGCGGGAUCGAGAACAGAGAAUAUGGGUAAAUUAAUUAAAUCAGCUGUAUGCGUGGCGCGAAAGCAUGUGAAAAAACGCGCGGGCGAUCAAAUAAUAAUAAUAAAAAUAAACCGCCCCGUGUGAUCAGAGUUCCUAAAACAGGAGGUUCUCUCUCGCUAAUUCCGAUAUUGGCUGGUCUUUCGGCUUUGGGUACGCUGAGUGGGGGAGUAGCCAACAUCGUGAGAACAAUACACGGUAUUAGAUCUGGCGGC
Molecule: messenger RNA, 787 nt
Organism: Aphis gossypii (cotton aphid)
Lineage: Eukaryota; Metazoa; Arthropoda; Insecta; Hemiptera; Aphididae
Exons: 1
Coding region: 123-659 (178 amino acids)
Molecular function (GO): structural molecule activity
Source: RefSeq, a predicted model, not a curated record